Messenger RNA from Bursaphelenchus okinawaensis, 650 nucleotides. NCBI's taxonomy places the organism in Eukaryota, Metazoa, Nematoda, Chromadorea, Rhabditida, Aphelenchoididae. The record is from the annotation of a GenBank genome assembly.
AUGGGUGCAAAAAUGACGACUGAGACGCCGCCUUCUGAAUCUCGUUUGAAAAUCACGGCUUCAAAUCUCGGCACUAGUGCUCAGUCCCCAGCUAGCGCAUCCAGCUCAAACUCAUCCAAUUUACAGAGUUUUCGAAAAGAUUUGACCAAUUUGGACGCUGAUCAGGUAAUUUUUUAAAUUGUUUUUGUAAAAUUUGGUUUUGUAAAUAAAGUUCUUGCCAUUUUUGAGUUUGUAAACAAAGUUCUUGCCAUUUUUUGCUUCGUAAACAAAGUUCUUGCCAUUUUUCGUUUUGUAAAGAAAGUUCUUGCAGUUUUUCGUUUUGUAAACAAAGUUCUUGUCAAUUUGCGUUUCUUAAAGAAAGUUCUUGCCGUUUUUCAAAAAAAAAGCUUUGAAUUUAUGCCACAACUGUCAUAUUUCAGGCCCUUUUGUUAUUGACCGCAGAAAGAGCCAACUUCGUCGAUGAAUCGACUGUUUCCACCGCCUCCGGCGACUUUAUCGACAAGAAAUUAAACUUUAACCGGUCGUGGUUCGGCGAAAACUUUCAUCGCUUCAAAGACGAGGUCCACACGGCCAAAGAAUUCAGUGCCAAGAGUCCCAGCUUUCAAAAACAAUGGUUCGACAGUAACAAGGAGAAGCGGCCAAAUCUGUGA